ACAAUAUGGCGGACGUCUGUAAUUGACGAAAAAAGGUGGUCACGUGCAUCUGAACAGCUGAUCGUGACGUCAGGAAGCAACAUGGCGGACUGGAACAGAGGUCAUGGCUCUGUCGACAGCAUGCUGGAUGCUGAAAACAAACGACUGACUGAUAACUUGGCCAGCAAAGUCUCCCGACUGAAAUCGCUGGCUUAUGACAUCGACAGAGAGGUGGACGAUCAGAAUGACUACUUAGACAACAUGGACUCAAACUUCAUGAGUGCAACGGGCCUGUUGAGCGGCAGUGUAAAGCGGUUUUCCACGAUGGUCCGAUCUGGCAAAGACAAUCGACGUCUCCUCUGCUACGUCUCCGGAGGGCUGGUUCUGGCCUUCUUUCUUCUCUAUUACCUGGUUUCCAGGAUCCAGACCUGAUUUCAGGAGAACAUCGUCAACCUGUGUUGAUGUGAAACUCAGACUGACAAACCUUAGCUGAUAGGCUUGAGUAGCCUCUAAGGUCCUCAUGCUAAGAAAACACCUUUUUGAUAAAAAGAAAUCGGAUGUAUAUAUGUGUAUGUUUAGCUGAACUGAUGUACAGCAGCUGGUAUUUGCUAUCUCAUUUGGGGAAACUAUAGUGAGUGUUGUUAUGCUAAAGAGCAGGGAACAUGUCAACAUGCCGAUGCUUCCAGGAGGUGAGUGAUUCCAAAGUGGAGCAGAAGGAAAGUUUCAUUCAAACACAUCAAGGAGGAACAACUAACUGUUACCUCCAGCCCUGCUAGGUCAUGCUUUCAGUCCAGGUUCUAUAUGAUGUUUACGCCUUGUGAUUGUUUGAGAAGCUUCUAAACAGAAUGGUUGACCCAAUGCCAUCAUGCUUCUGGUUUACCUCAGAUUUAAGUAAGCAGACUGAAUUUACAAAGUGCUAGUCAUGGAGCCAAAACAGCCAGUAGGGUGGGUGUAACAAUAAGGUUGGGUUACUGAACAUGUGAUCACAGCUACAACACACUAGGAUGGGAUGCAACCAGAGCAGUAAAACCUUUAUGAUCAUACGGUCAGGUGUCUGUUAGUUUGCUGAUUCACUUUUUUUUAAUCCCAAGUUAUAGAAAUAAUAAUCAGGGAUGUUUUUGGUCUUUAUAUUGCUUUGAAAAAAUGAACAGAUGAAUUGAUUGAAUAACUUCCUGGCAAUAUGAAAACUUGAUUCCUUUCCUAACAAAUUUAUCUUCAGUAAACACCAUUUAAUGCUGGUCACAAAAAUUCUUGUUUUCUCGUGAAAAGGUCAUUUCUUUUUUGGGGAAAAAAAAGGUUUGUGAGCUCAUAAAGUAAUAGCGGCUUAAAAAACAGUAUUUUGUUUGAUUUGAUUUAUGUAUUUCAAACUGGGUUUUUAAAAACAAGGAAAAAAGCAAUGCAUUCUGUUCAGUUUAAUCCUUUUAUGAUUGUGUCAGGCUGAUUAGUACUUGUUAGUGGAGUCACAAGAGAACUAGGCUGGUGUGUUUAAGAGCCAUUGAUAAACUAAAUAGCUCUACAAAUUAAUUUAUCAUUCCUAUCAGAAAAAAUACUCACAAGAUACUAAGUGUUACCAUAUUGUAAUUUCCAUGUUCUUGUUUUUAUGUUUUACUGUGUUUACUUCACCAAUUAUUAAUAUCACCCAUCGUUAAAUUUCCAGUUGGUUUUUAGCUUAAUUUUUUUCUAAGCAUCCAUAAUAGAAAGUUUAGAGAACUGGAUUUUUUUUGUAUUUUCCAACUCUCCCCCAAGUUUCCAGGUUCUUUGGGCAUGUGUUAGUUUUAACAGCAGACUUUUAUUUACUGAUUGAGCAAUAUUCAUCAUUAGCAAAUUACAACACAGUCUUCUUUUUUAGACCCUAAGUGUUGAGGAAAAAAAGCUGAAAGGGUUAGAUUUGAAACUUUUUCUGAUAAAUUGAUACAGUCUAAUAGGAAACUCUUGAUGUGUAAUGCUUAAUUUAAUAUGGAUGAAAUUCAAACGGAUUUUUCUCAAUAUGUUUAAUGCACUGUGUAACAUACUGUCUGCUUUCAAUUCCUUCCUGCUAUCAGAUUACCUAAAUGAAUUACUCUACCAGUAAAUAAAUGUUUCUCACUAAUAACUUGAUUGUUUCUUCAGGGAUAUAAUGUUAACUUUUCAGAUGUUUUACAAUGCUCAAAUGCAUUAUAGCAAAAUUAAUUACUGUGGUUCAUUUAGAUAUUGAGCAUAAAAUGUUCAAGAUGUUCUAAGUUGUUUUCAGGGAAAGUGCUUUGAUAUUUUGUUUCAUUGGUUGUUUUGGUGGCAUAACUGAAGCACAUAGAACACAUUAAGGAGAACAGUGAGCACUUUGUUACCGUUCAGUAACUUGUCUGAAUAAUAUAAAGAGCACAACCACAGACAUAUAAGUAAGUAGAAAAUAUUGAAACUGAUCAAAAGCCUCCACUUUUUUCUUUUUACUGUUUUUAACUCACUAUACCAGAAAGUUCUGCUGCACUACAAAAAAGUCCUUCAUGGCAAAAACUCUUAAUGUCUUAAUCACAGAUUUAAAAGAAUUUGUUGUAAAUAUUACCUGCAAGUGAUUUAUUUUGCAGUUAUUUUUAUGUUGUCUCCUGUUAAAGGAAAAUGCUUACAUGGUUUUCCAUGGAGUUUAAAUAGAGCUGGUUUGUUUUAAGUGUAUUAUAAGCGGAUGUGAAUGGAUAAUGUCAUGUACAGAGCAAAUUCAAAAGUGUUAAAUGUUUUGGUGGUAGUAGACUUAAUUUUACUCUAAUAGAGUCACAUUCUGUUUAUGUAACUCUGGGGUGUAUAUUAUUAGUAGUUAAAAUCCAGUGUUAAAACAAAGUAUUUCCAUAUCAAAUCUAGAGGUGUUAAAAUGGAAUCAGUAACUCUUGACUUCUUAACUCGGUGCACUUGGUAAGUAAUUUUUUCUGAGUUGGUUUAUAACUAUUAUUUUGAGUAGAGAUCAAGCUGUAUAAUAUACAUCACGUCGCCACACGGCUCGGUGUUAGUUAGUGAUGGGUAAAUGAGGAGUCAUGUAUCGUUUCGACCCAAAGCAAAACUGUAUUGAUACUGUGUCCAUACUGUGUCACUGAAUACUGACACCUGCUGCACGUUAAAAAUCCCAGCAUUUAACGUAGUUGACAGACUGAUUUGAUGACCUAGUCUAUACAAUAAGAUUUAAGUCAUUGUAUUUUAUUGUAUAUUGUAUUAUGUUAUAUCUUCAGUUAAAUUCUAAAUAUAUUUGAUAUUCUUCGAUACAGUCAAUAAAUAAUGUGAACAUGUACCAAGUGAUGAAAAUGAAAGUGAACGUGUUUGAAAUGAGGAUGCUUGUGGACUGUUCCCCCCGACCCCCACACAAAUUUUCAUAAAAAAAAAAAAAAAGUUUUUCCAACAAUU
Molecule: messenger RNA, 3342 nt
Organism: Xiphophorus couchianus (Monterrey platyfish)
Lineage: Eukaryota; Metazoa; Chordata; Actinopteri; Cyprinodontiformes; Poeciliidae
Gene: bet1l
Product: Bet1 golgi vesicular membrane trafficking protein-like
Exons: 4
Coding region: 82-411 (109 amino acids)
Source: RefSeq, a predicted model, not a curated record